Acanthoscelides obtectus is the source of this 708-nucleotide messenger RNA. The record is from the annotation of a GenBank genome assembly. Lineage: Eukaryota; Metazoa; Arthropoda; Insecta; Coleoptera; Chrysomelidae.
AUGUAUACUCGUGAAAAAAGAAAAAUAUGGCAAAUUUGUAGUUUUUUUGCAGGUUUUAGGUUUGCUAGUAGCGUUAAGGCAUAUAUUUGGGAAUUUCUUAAUCACUGUGAAUAUAGUGUGGAUGUUUGUUCAGUUCCUGAACAACGAAAAAUAUUCAACUUUAUUGAUGUAUGGAUAUCAAAAAACCUUAAUGGUUUUGUGGGAAUAUCAAUCUAAGGUGCCAUAAUGGUUCUGAUGAAUGAUGAAUGAAUGAAUGUUUGGAAACAAGCAAUAUCUUUUGGUACAGCCUGUCAUCAAGUAGGUACUUAACACGUUCACUGUGAAUGACGCUGAUCCGCGUCCGACCGAUGUUUAACGCAAGGCGGCGGGCGCGGAUCCGCGCUUCUGGCUGAUACAAACUCACAAGACUGUGGUGUUGUCAGUUUCCCACAGAAAAAUCUUUAAUAGGGUUUCAAGUCGUGUUACUGCACGGAAAAAAAACGAGACAGAAGAAGAAAAUGUAUAUAUGAAAUAGUUUUCAAUUACACAACGCACAUCCAAUAGGCUUACGACGCGAAUCCGGGCUUCGCUUGUGCAGCGCCUAAAAUCGUUUAGCCGCUACCGUGCGCGCGGCGCGAGGCAGGUCGCAGCGAACGUGUUAAUGGCUAUCUGCAAGAGGUUCAUGUGAAAAAACACCCAGUAUCACAUGUCAAUUGAAGAAAAUAAUAU